AGGAGCCGCUGGGGGCUAUGUGGUGGGGAGGGGGUAGAGCCCCUACUCUGGGAUAGGAGGGUCCCUUCCCCCUCCCACGACUGGGGCUGUAGCCACGCCUCCUCACUGGGUUCCUUGAGAGGACUGGGCAGACCCAGCCCUGUCAGCUGGACCACCAGUUAGAAGACAGAGGGGGUCCGGUGCGUUCAGAUCCGAGUGCCAGGGCCAGGACCUUGAGGCUCAUCCAGUAGCCACUCCCCCUCCCUCCCAGAAGGGGGACCGUGCAGCCUGGGUGCCCCCACCUCAGCCCCACUGCAGAGAUGCUGCGGCAGUGGUCGGUGCAGGGGGAGCAGGCCCCCGGGGAGCCAGAACCUGAGCAUGCGGGUGAGGAGCUGUGGGAGCAGGAGAUGAAGCGACUGCACUCCUCCCAGGAGCCCGUGCGGGUGUUGCCCUACGCCAUGGUGGACAAGCGCUUCAUCCGGCAGCUGCGGGAGCCCGAGGGGGUGAAGACCUCAUGCUGGCAGCAGUGGCGCCGCAGGCAGGAGACUGCAGGACGGCGCCUAGGGGAGGCAGCACAGCGGCUGGCCCGGGGCUGUGGGCUCUGGGAGGGGGCUCUCUAUGAGAUUGGGGGCCUCUUCGGCACCGGAAUUCAGUCCUACUUCACCUUCCUUCGCUUCCUGCUGCUGCUGAACCUGCUGACCCUGCUUCUGACCACAAGCCUCGUCCUGCUGCCUCUGGUCUGGCUCCACCCCCCUGACCCAGGACCUGCCCUGAACUUCACAGCCCUCCAGUGUCCUGGUGACCUCCAGUCCCAGACUGGUGUUCCCAAGUUCCACAAUCAACUCUGGAAUAUUUUAACUGGCAGGGCCUUCAACAACACCUAUCUCUUCUAUGGCGCGUACCGAGCGCGGCCUGAGAGCAGCUUGGCGUACAGCGUCCGCCUGGCCUACCUCCUGAGCCCACUGGCCUGCCUGCUCCUCUGCUUCUGUGGGGUUCUGCAGCGGAUGGUGAAGGGGCUGCCACAGAAGCUGUUCCUUGGUCAGGACUACAGGUCGCCUCUCAGUGCCAAGGUCUUCUCCUCCUGGGACUUCUGUAUCCAGGGGCAGGACGCAGCCACCAUCAAGAAACACGAGAUCAGCAACGAGUUCAAGGUGGAGCUGGAGGAGGGGCGGCACUUCCUGCUGGUGCGGCAGCAGACCCGGGCCCAGAGGGCCUACCGCCUGCUCACCUACGUGCGGGUCAAUGUCCUCAUCGGGCUUCUGGUGGCUGGAGCCAUCAGCGCCAUCUUCUGGGCCACCAAGUACUCGCAGGACAACAAGGAGGAGUCCCUGUUUCUGCUGCUUCAGUACCUGCCCCCUGGGGUCAUCGCCCUGGUCAACUUUCUGGGUCCCUUGCUGUUUGUUUUCCUGGUCCAGCUAGAGAACUACCCUCCCAACAUGGAGGUCAACCUCACCCUCAUCUGGUGCGUGGUCCUGAAGCUGGCCAGCCUGGGAAUGUUCUCCUUCUCACUGGGCCAGACCGUGCUGUGCGUCGGCAGAAACAGGACCAGCUGUGAGUCCUACGGCUACAACGCCUGUGACUACCAGUGCUGGGAGAACUCAGUGGGAGAGGAGCUGUACAAACUCAGCAUCUUCAACUUCCUCCUCACGGUGGCCGUCACCUUCCUUGUCAGCCUGCCUAGGAGGCUGCUGGUGGAGCGGUUCUCAGGCCGGUUCUGGGCCUGGCUGGACCGGGAGGAGUUCCUAGUACCCAAGAACGUGCUGGACAUUGUGGAGGGGCAGACGGUCACCUGGAUGGGCCUCUUCUACUGCCCCCUGCUGCCCCUGCUCAACAGCGUCUUCAUCUUCCUCACCUUCUACAUGAAGAAGUACACGCUGCUGAGGAACUCCAGGGCGUCCCUUCGGCGAUUCCGAGCCUCCAGCUCCACCUUCUUCUUCCAACUGGUGCUCAUCCUGGGCCUGCUCCUGGCCACCGUGCCCCUGGGCUAUGUGGUCAGCAGCAUCCGCUCCUCCUGGGACUGCGGCCUCUUCACCAACUACUCGGCCCCCUGGCAGGUGGUCCCAGAGCUGGUGGCCCUCCGGCUCCUGCCCCCGGGCCAGCGCAUCCUUCACUACCUCGGCUCCCAAGCCUUCAGCUUCCCCCUCCUCGUACUGCUCAGCCUUGUCCUGACCGUGUGCGUCUCCCAGUCCCAGGCCAAUGCGAGGGCCAUCCGGGGGCUCCGGAAGCAGCUGGUGUGGCAAGUCCAGGAGAAGUGGCACCUAGUGGAUGACCUGUCGCGACUGCUGCCGGAGCCGGGCCCCGGCGAUUCUCUAAGACCCGAGUCCCCUCUCUCCCGAAGUUCGCGCCCGCGGUCCUUCUGCCCCGGAUUCCCGUGCCCAGGUUCCCCGGGAUCCAGGUCCCCCAGGCCCGGGCCCUCCCUCAAGGAUCCCACAGAGUUGCGAGGUGUCCCGGUCGCUGCCCAUAGAUUCCGCUUCCCCAGCGGUUCGAAGCUAUAGCAGCGUCCCCCACCUCCGCCCGGAGCCUCCCCAGGGUCCCACGUGCACCCCGUCGCCUCACGCCCCUGACCCCUGGUGACCACCAGCCCUCUCCGUGGCCCUCCAGCAGGGUGCUCCAAGGCGGGGUGCAUACACCUAGGGACAGCAGGAAGGAAAUGUGGGAGCUUAUAUUUAUAUUUUAAUCUCAGCCCGUUAAAGUUUCUGUUUUUGUUUAAUGUUGGAUAAUAUACAUAAUAUAUUAGUAUAGUAACCCGUGAGUGCGGUUUAUAAACACAUCCAUUGGGAGAGCUCAGCGGUUUACUGUGGGGAGUGGCAUUAGAAAAGUUUGGAGAGCGCCACCUAUGGGAAGGGGAAGGCCUAGCCACAGUGAGAGCAAACCCACGCUGGGGACCUGCCAACCCCUCCCCCGUUAUUCCUGCUUUAUCUGCGAGACCGCUGAGACCCACCGAGGUUAAGAGAGAGCGAGGGGCAGAGCUCAGGUGUGACCUGCAUUGAGACAGAACCGGCGGCCCAGGGAGGUGGAGCUUCGUCUGAGAUUCCCACGCCUCCAGUCCCCGAGGUUCUCGGCCUCUGAGAACACCUGAGAAGCUGGCCCUGUGCCAGAGAGUCCGCUGUGACUGACCAGGUGCAGCCAGCAGCCGGGCACUGGGACUUUCUGAAUCUCCCAGGGGGCUCUCGCCAGCAGCCGGGGUUGAGAACUGCUGGCUUAAAGAGCUGUCAGGAGGGAAGGUUAGGAGAAACCCCAGGAUGUGCUUGAAAAGCCCUUCCCACAGGAACGCAGGAGCCCAGUGCCUGGCUGGGUUCCUGGCCUGGACACGGCGUUCGGGCGGCUCUGGCCUGGUGCCCUUAGCCCAGGGGCUUCACGUGGUCAUUAAAGGCUUGGCUGGUUCA
Molecule: messenger RNA, 3365 nt
Organism: Camelus dromedarius (Arabian camel)
Lineage: Eukaryota; Metazoa; Chordata; Mammalia; Artiodactyla; Camelidae
Gene: TMC8
Product: transmembrane channel like 8
Exons: 16
Coding region: 300-2474 (724 amino acids)
Cellular component (GO): plasma membrane
Molecular function (GO): mechanosensitive monoatomic ion channel activity
Source: RefSeq, a predicted model, not a curated record